This is a messenger RNA of Paraglomus brasilianum, 2588 nucleotides long. The record is from the annotation of a GenBank genome assembly. NCBI's taxonomy places the organism in Eukaryota, Fungi, Glomeromycota, Glomeromycetes, Paraglomerales, Paraglomeraceae.
AUGUCCUGUCCUUAUCCUAACUGUAAUAACCUCGUUGACAUUCUUGAGGAAUUUUUUGCGCUACCGCCUAGGCAAGAUUCUGACUUGAGUACAGCAUCAGUAAUCGGUAGAAUGGAAAAACAUCUCACAAUAGUAUCUCAAGGAAACGCGGAUGAAAAUAUGGUGGAUGUGAACGACUCGCGAAGUGAAAAUACUUCCAUAUCUGAAGCAGACGAACGUAGUCGCUCAAAUAAUGGAAGCGCUAACUUAGAGUCUAACAAAAGACCCCUCGAAGAAGGAGCACAAAGUUCCAAAAGUGCUGAUAUCAUGCAUGCAGAAAACUUCUCAACACAGUUUUUGGCAGAUGCAUUCCGUAGAGAAUAUCGAGAUCCAUCAGGAGUUAUAACCUACUUGCAUAAGAAGCUUUGUGACUAUGCUGCAGCAUGGGAUCUGGAUAAUUACUAUUUUCCUGGUACUGCUGGAGUUCAAACCACAGGUUCUGGAAAGUCAAAGUCAUUCAUCACAAUGUCUGAAAAAGGUGUAUAUGUAAUCUAUUGUAGCUUCAUGCCAGAAAAUGCAACAGGCUUCCCCAAAAGAUCAACAAUUGCAGACUACUUGAACAGUGAUAACUUGUUAGCAAUUGAAAUUGAGCGGCGAUUCAUUUGCUUCAUAUGUGCCUGUUUAGAUGCUGUUGCCAUCUGCCAUCAUGAAGGUAUUAACCCACGACAUCUGUUAGACAACCAUUUGCCAUCAGGCAGUGAGUCUGAUAACAAGUUUUGGCAGUGGAUUCGGAUUCACAUGGAGCAAGUUUCUGAGGAACUCCAACCUGAUUCAUCACAGCCAAUUACUCAUACUUGUAUUGCUGAAGUAAUGGGAUACUAUACAAGAUAUGCAAAUAUUGAACAGCAGUAUUCAUCUCAGGAUUUUUUGACAAAACAACCAGAAAGGAAUGAGUUUUAUCCUUUAGCUCCUGCAGGGAUACCAGAGCAUGCUGAUGAGACACACUCAAAAAAUGCACAGGUUGAUGGAAGUGGGGUCUUUGCAGAUACCACAUCAAGAAUCUCUAACCUCGCACUGCCAGUGGGACUGGAUCCUUCAGAGCAUGUUGUAGGUGGUGGAAGGAAGUUGUAUCAGCCAUUAUAUCUGCUAGCAUGUGUGGAUGUGGAUAUUCAAGAAAUUUCCAACCACACUUUGGAUGAAGUCUUUGUUCCAGCUGUACUAUUUCGAUAUGGUAGACCAUUAUGGUCAUCAUUGAUUGGUCGUGAAACACAUGAAGGAAUUCGCAGGCUUGCUGCAUCAAAGCUUGUUGGUGGUGGAGAACGUUACCUCAAACUUUGGAAUGAUGAUAAUCCUGAGCUGUUUCAUGAACUUGAAGCACUAAGUAUUUUACGCAGUCGCUUUCCAUUCCAAGUAUAUAGAUCUGAUAUGUCAUCAGAACUUGUUGCAGGCUAUCUCUCUUGGUGCCUGUACAUAUCUGAGGACCGCUGGCUGGUGAACUCAUCCAUGCCAUCAGAGGCAGUCAUUGCAGAUGCUGGUGCAAGAUGGAUGUCAAAGCAAAGAGUUUUGAAGCAGUUGUUAAGUCACCUCAUCAAGGCUAUAACAACUGGCUGCAUAGAUGCUGGUCAAGGAGGAGAGAUUUCCACACAGGCCUUAGCCAUACUAGCCCGAGACAAGGUUGCACGUCAUAUUAAUACCCCAUUGGGUAAUGAUUCAGUUCCUUUUAUGUCUACACCAAUGUUUUUGAAGGACUUUCUACAAGCUUUGUUUGCCCCAUCUGUUGCAAAGAGUGUAGCAGAACGCAGUUUGAAAUUAUCAAAGAAGACCAAGCUGAUGGAUGUUGUCGCAAUUGGCAAGAUUGCAUUCACACAUUUUGUCUAUGUUGACAGAAUUCCAAAUAUUGCAGAGAUGCUUCUAUUGUUUGCUCGUGGUGCAGCUGUUUGUUGUCGUCGGGGACAGCCAGGUUGUGAUCUUAUCAUUAUUAUACUACUUCCUAAUGAAAAUGACCAGUACAUACUUCAGGAGCAAAAUAUCACCUACUUGCUGAUACAGGUGAAGAAUUAUCAUAAUCGUGCGAAAGAUCCAGAAUACAAGACUUCUGCAACAACAAAAUUGUCAUCAGCAUUUGCAGGAAUAGAACAGGCUCCCCGACAUCUAUAUUUGUCAAUGUAUAUGGGAUUUGGUGGCAAAAAGGCUUGGCAUGAGUUCCCUGAACCUGGAGUUCCUGUUUCAGCAAAUGAUGAUAUUCUGAAGGAUUACCUGGUAAAAGGCCCUGCAUAUGAAUCAAAGCUCCAGCAGCUUUGCUCUAGCUGUCUCACACAAAAAACAGUGGAAACAAUCCGACGUUACCGCCAAAUUUCCUUUGCAGUUUUUGGGUUUGAUGCUGAGUUGUAUCCCUGCUGUGUUUUUCAAGAAAACUUGCUGCCACAACAACACAAACGACAACGUAUCUCUACAAAUAAGUGUUUUGUUCAGAUAUGGGGUGGAAGUCAUGAGUCUCAAUUUGCAAUGGAGCUUGGCCCAGAAACAACCUGCAUUGUAAACUGUAUCCACCGCUUACUGCGAAGUUUUCCAGAUCCUGUAUCAUUUCAUUCAAAUGAAGUGGAAAAACA